ACCAAAAUUAAGGCGGAGCUAUUCACGUUUUUCAUAAUCGAUCAUCAUCGAACGCAGCUAAAUCGAGCGUACUGCGUGUAUCCGAACGGCGAAGCUGUCAGGUUGGCAACAUUGAAAAAAGAAAAACGUACUUGACUAACUUCAUUUCGAAGCGUGUGCGGCUUUAUGUUUACGAUUUUAUUUCGUGUUCGAUUUUGUAUAAUUUAUAAUUUGGCAAAGAAAAGCAUAAUUGGUUGUAAAAAAUAUAUAAUAAGAUACCUUUUACAUAUAAUACAUAUUUUCAAAAUGAGUGAAGAUAAGGCAAAGUUAAAAGCUCUCGUCGCCGAGCGGGGAUAUAUCAAGGGGACUUUGUCACGGCUAAACAACUUUUGCCACGAUGCUGAUGCAAUGGCGGCUACCUCGCGUGAGGCCUUACGUGAAAAACGUCUUCGCAUGUCGGAGGCUUUUCAAGAAUAUAUGCAGUUAAACAAGGCGAUUCUAGUGCUGGCCGACGAGGACGCUGAAAAUUACGGCGAAUAUGAGGACAAAUAUUAUGUGUCUGUUGGGCUGCUGGAUAAAGCCUGCUCAGGUCCACAAACCGAGGCCAAACCGAAUGGCGGUGAGAAUUCUAACCCAGAGAAGCGUGCAUUGGCACUGGAAAACACCUCUGAGGAGAAGCAGCCAUCAUUUACUGCUAAGUCUACGCGAGCUCCUAAAGUCAGCGGGGUAGCGGCAGCAGAGAAGCCUCAGCCAGCAUGUCUUGCAGCGUGAAUCGCUCCCCCUCACGCCGUCUGGGCCGUUUUUAAUUAACACCUGCUUCGGAUAUGUUGUCGCCGGGACUCUACCAGUUUCAUCUGGCAAGAUUUAUUCUUCUAAUCACUGUAUUAAUAUUAAAGUAAGUGAACCCGUGCAUACAUACCUAUCAGGGCAGGCAGCAAAAACAAAUUUAAUAUCUGACUUGUCUGAACCUCAAAAUGAUAAUUCAUUAUUAACACAAUGUGAUCAAGAUGCUUUAUUAUUUGAUUUAAAUAAUAAUAUUAAUAAUUUCUGGCAAUGUGAAAAGGUACCUAAUGUUUUCAAGGAGGGGUCAACAGAGUUUCAGUUAGCAGAGGAAUGCUUUAGGUCUUCUGUAAAGUUAAUUAACAAACGCUUUUCUGUGGCUUUGCCUCUUAAAUUAGAUUUGGAAAAUAUACAAUUAGGGGAUAGUUUCUCUUAUGCUCUGCAUAGAUUGUAUAAUUUAGAGAAACGUUUCGUGAAAGAUGACACAUUAUGUCAGCAAUACAAAAAAUUCAUACAAGAGUAUUUGGAUGAAAAUCAUGCCACUUAUUAUGACAUUAACAACUAUAAUUUAGAUGCAGGUAACAUAUAUUUCCUUCCACAUCACCCAGUAUUGAACCCGAAUAGUAAAACGACUCCCGUGCGAGCCGUAUUUGACGCGAGCAUGAAAACGAAGCGCGGUUUAUGUUUAAAUGAUAUAAUGCUCAACGGAGAUGUUGUCCAAAGUGAAUUGUUUGAUAUAUUGGUGUUAUUAAGAACUUAUAGGUAUAUUUUACUAUGUGAUGUGAAAGCUAUGUACAGGCAAAUACUUGUUGAUGAACCAUUCUGUUGUUUGCAGAAUAUAUUAUGGCGGAAUUCUUGUAAUGAUCCAGUACAAUGUAUACAGUUAAAAACUGUUACAUAUGGUUUAAAAAGUUCGGCAUUUCUAGCUACUCGUUGUUUGAUGGAACUAGCUAAUAAUUUCGAAAAU
Messenger RNA from Pectinophora gossypiella (pink bollworm), 1726 nucleotides. RefSeq lists its product as uncharacterized. The coding region runs from base 166 to 750 and encodes 194 amino acids. NCBI's taxonomy places the organism in Eukaryota, Metazoa, Arthropoda, Insecta, Lepidoptera, Gelechiidae. The transcript is spliced from 4 exons. The record is from RefSeq and is a predicted model, not a curated record.